This is a messenger RNA of Bactrocera tryoni, 4036 nucleotides long. Its product is annotated as probable basic-leucine zipper transcription factor S. The transcript has 7 exons. The record is from RefSeq and is a predicted model, not a curated record. The coding region runs from base 427 to 1782 and encodes 451 amino acids. Lineage: Eukaryota; Metazoa; Arthropoda; Insecta; Diptera; Tephritidae.
AGUCCUUAGCAACGCAUUCAAGAGAGUAAACCAUCUGAGAAGAAAACUAAGCGACGCGCAAUAACUUUGCUUUAAAGUGGUAAUGGAAUGGAAUGAAAUGUGCGAAGAUUAUUAAAAUGAAAUAAAAUUGCCAAAUGUGCUCAACUGAAAUACUUUUGAAACCCCGGUGAAAUUUAGGUUCCUAAAUUUGAAAGACAGUCUUUGGUAAUUUUAGACGCAUAUCCUUGCGCUAAGUCAAUUUUGUCAAGCUCACAACUACUCGCAUAUGUAUACUGAUGUAUACAUAUACAUACUUAUGUAUGUAUGCUCUGCAGCAUAAAUGUGAAAAUUGGUAAAACGCAAAUGGAUUUAUGGUAAUGCAACUGGCAAGCCAAAGGGUAAUUGGCACUCCGAAAAACAGUGCGUUAUCAGAACGAACUUUGUAGAAUGGCACCUUUUAAGCUGAAAUUCCGAAUGGGCAGCUCGCGCAGCACGUCUCAAGAGCACGAUUCAGAUCCACAGGUAAACGAAGCGCUACUCAACCAUCAUCAGCAUCAUUCUGCAGCCAUAGGUGCCAGUAGCUCCACUAUCGAUUCAACCGACUGUACCAGUCUUGGUUCUAUGGGAACCAACGAGCGUAAAUCUUUACUGCCCAACAAAACCAACAAUAUGCGACUAGGAUAUAUCGACCACAAGUUCACAACAAGUAUUGACGAACCGACAACGGAAUCAAGCGCUGUUCCUACAACACCUCUAUCAACCUAUGAUUAUAUGCUAGAAGAGCUGAAAGUUAUCUCCCAUGAUGAAAACGCAAUCAACGAUCGCCGUGAUUCCUUGAAUAAUCCAAGAAACAACAUUAUUUUGUCGUCAUUAGAACACCUCGCACUAAAUGAGGAAGUCACCAUUGAAUGUACUGACCCCAAUUGUCAGGAUAAUUAUUUGUGCAACGAGCAACUUUUGCAACAACGAGAACAGAAUGCAUCCUUAAACGAGUUCAACAAUUUUCAUGAGUUCAUUGAGCAAUCCCGAAUCAUAAACCAAAAUAUUCGUAACAACGAGGUGAACAACUCUGAAGGUGAAGACGAGUGCGAGGAAGAUAAUCGUAAAGAGUCGAUAGAUUCUACGGAACUUUUGAUAUCUGCGAAAAUGACAACUUCAACGACAUCGACAUCAACCGCUCAUGAAACCACUAAUCUAGUGGAUAGCUGUAGAGGUGACUGUGAGCAAUGCGAAGCGGAUCACUAUAAUGAGGAAUGCAACGAAGAAUGCAACACUAGUGGCAAUGGCAAAACCAAUCGCGGCGGCAAUAGCAAUGACUUCUUCGAUCCACUAAUCAAUCAUGGUGGAUACUGUAGUGAAGUAUCGCAUUGUAAUCAGGAGAGUGGAGAUAAUCAGCUGCAGAAUGAGUGCCAGGGUAGUCAGUGGGAUACCGAUGGCGAUGGGGGUUGGAGCCAACAUCAAGAAAUGUCGAACAGCCAUAGUCAUGAGCAUCAACUACAGCAACAACAGCAAUCGCAAACAUACGAUUAUGAGUAUGGCAGCCAACAGCCGACACAGGAACGCUCCAUCACACCGGAAAUAAUAAGCAACAAAUCAUCAAAGGAAAUAUACAAAGAUUUAGCCAAACAAUGGGGCAUCACGUGUAAGAUGUCAGACGCAUGCCGUUGCAUGGAGUGUCAAGGUCAUUAUUUUGAUUGCGAAUACGACGACAAUGAGCACCAGAAAACGGAUGGUGGACUGGGUGCCGGCACACCGAUGUUCAUCAGUGAAGUAAUGCACGGUUCCGCUUGCAGCAUUCUCUAAACUCGGGAUAUUCUAAGAGUAGAUAUAUGAAUGUGAAACGACUGAAAGGUCUAAACAUACAUACAUACAUACAUAUAUAUGUAUUUGAACACACCUAGGCAUAGUUGCAAUAAUUCAUAUGAAAGUGUUUAUGGAGUCGGUGGAAGCCUAUAGGGAGUGUUGACCUACAUUUGCAUACUCAAAUUAAUUAGUCAAAUAAUGAACAACGUGAAUGCAAACCAUUUUGCUCUAAUGCUGUUACAACAGCCUAAGCACACACAUGCAUACACACAAGUAAAUAGAUACGAAACUGCAUUGAAUAUUCAAAACUAAAUGUUGUGGUUGAAACAUUGGCGCACUUGAAACUACAGACAAAUUGCACUGAUAAAAAUUUUUGUAAAAACACUAUUUCCAGAAGUACUGUGACAGUGAAGGUAUAGAAAAAAUUUGUACAUAUGUAUGUUUCGUGCAUUUGAUUUGAACCUCCUUGAGGAGGAAUUCAAGAUGAGGAAUUUUUUUGAGACAUUGCUAUCUUUAAUUCUCUUUAUAUAAAAUCGAAGUGACUAAAAAAUAUAUAUAUAUGUGUUUAUUUAUAUCUAGGCUUCCCGCACUCAAAAUGGACCAGGUGUGUUAUGUAGCAACUCAAUGGUAAUAUGUCAUGGCAGCUAACUUCACCCUGUGCUUUAUAUGCACCGGUUUCUACAAAUUUCCCAUCUCUAACCUGAAAACAUACUGAAUUUUUGGUAUUUUCACAGGUUUUUGAAAAAAAAACUACAAUGAAACUAAUUUUUUUUAAAUUUGGUUCAAAUCUUGUUAGUGGCGAAUCAGUUACCAUUCUGUUGACACAAAAACUGCCACUCGGUUUUGAAGAUAUCGCGGAGAAAUUUCGGGAUUCAGACGCAUUUUUGUUAUGUAAACAUCAUUUGUAAAACUCUUCAAGGAAAUUUGAAGCAGAACUAGAUGUUCUUUGAACGAAAUAUUAUAAUUUAAUUGUUGAGUAAAAUCAAUUAUUUUUCACAUUUCAAUUUAAAAUGUUAAGUUAUUGGAUGUAUUAAACUUCUAGAUUUAGUUGGUUAUCUUCACACAUAUUAGUAAGUGGAAAGUGUCUACAUAUUUUGACUGGUGCAGAAGAUACAUAUAAAAGAUAGACUGUUAUUCAAAUUCAAUUACAAAUUCAAACACAAGAAAUUUGUUCAGCAAAACCAAGAGCAAAAAUUAAUCGAGAGUUUAAAACUCAAAGUAAUUCAGAUAAAUAAAUUGUAAUACAUGAUAAGUAACCAUAAGCAAAAAUUUAGAAGACGUUGCUAUUAAAAAGAAGCCUUAUUACUGUUUAGUCGGCGAAAAAUAGUAUACCGUAGUGAACCCUCUUCGUGUAGCAUUGCAAAAAUAUACUAUAUAACGCGGUAGCGCCCACACUAUACAUAGACUUCAUACAUUUUUUCAUCCACUCUUUGUUACUAUACAUAGACUACAUGCAUUUUUUUCAUCCACUCUUUGUUAGUUUUCAGCAUUUGUAGUAUACUAAAGGGGUAAAGAAACUUCAAAAGUCUCGUAUUUAACAUUUCACUUGACUUGACUUGAACUGAGUGUCUUAAGCCAAACGCAUCUAAUGCUUGAUUAUUUUUUCCAUGAGCACAUCAUCAGAUUUAAGUAACAAAUCCUUCUGUUGUAAUAACGGUUUCUACCAAAAGAUUAUGGUUUCUCGAAACAAUCAAAAUAACGGUAACUCUUACACUGAAGUUUUUAACCAACCAUAAAAAUCAAAACAACCUAUUUAUUAUAGCUGUCUUCGAUAAGGCAUUUCUCUGCUCUCUUGUCAAAUUACAAGUGAAAGCAACAACAAUGACGGAUACCUUAUUAAAGUGGUACAACUUCUAUCUGUAAUACUGCAAACUUUUGUUUUACAUAUUACAAAUUUCUUUUUUUUAUUAUGAUUUUAAAACACAAGACUUAAAUUCAAUUAUAAUAAUUUAUAAAUCAGAAUAAAUGCUUACAGCAAAAUUUUUGUAGCGAAAUAAAGGAUUUCUCUACUAAGAAAGAUUGAUGAUACAAUCAUAACAAGACAUGUUACCACAAGCGCUCCCGUUUGUUUGGCGAAUCGAAGACAGCUUAUUUUUCUUAUGUUAAGCUCAUACAGACAUAUAUACAUACUUACGUACAAACAAAUUUCGUUUAAUCAUUGAAGUUGUUUAUGAAUCAAGCAAUCAACGCUUUGUUGUAUUUAUGAAUUAUUACUGCAGUACAUAAAUGUAUAAAUAAAUAUGUUAACGAAAGA